This is a messenger RNA of Clonostachys solani, 783 nucleotides long. Lineage: Eukaryota; Fungi; Ascomycota; Sordariomycetes; Hypocreales; Bionectriaceae. The record is from the annotation of a GenBank genome assembly.
AUGGCCGCGACCUCUCCACGAGCGAACCCGAGCUUUUCGCUCGAGGAAGAGGCUCCCACACCCACGGAGGCGGCGGACAUUCGGGUCAUAAGGGGAAACGCGACCUCUCCACGGGCGAACCUGAACUUGAGGCUCGUGGAAGAGGCUCCCACACCCACGGAGGUGGCAAGCAUUCGGGUCAUAAGGGGAAACGCGACCUCUCCACGGGCGAACCUGAGCUUGAAACUCGAGGAAGAGGCUCCCACACCCAUGGAGGCGGCAAACAUUCAGGUCAUAAGGGGAAACGCGACCUUGAAGCUCGAGGAAGAGGCGCCCAUGGCCACGGAGGUGGUAAACAUUCGGGUCAUAAGGGGAAGCGUGACCUUGAAGCUCGAGGAAGAGGCGCCCAUGGCCACGGAGGUGGUAAACAUUCGGGUCAUAAGGGGAAGCGUGACCUUGAAGCUCGAGGAAGAGGCGCCCAUGGCCACGGAGGUGGUAAACAUUCAGGUCAUAAGGGGAAACGCGACCUUGAAGCUCGAGGAAGAGGCGCUCACGGCCACGGAGGUGGUAAACAUUCAGGUCAUAAGGGGAAGCGUGACCUGUAAGCUCACCAUCGCAACAGAGGCAAUAGAGGCGAUACCAGCAGAGGAGGGACAAGCAAGGGGAGACAUUACAGGAGAGGGAAGUAGAAGUUUGCUCUCAACAGCGAGCAGCGAGAUAGGUCACCAGGCUCGCUACGCGCCCAUGAUUCAGGCCAGUCCUCGUCGUACCUCUGCCCGCCUAGUACGAGUACUGGCUAUGUAG